AUGUGUGUCACGUAUUGCGAUGGAAACCCCGAAUGUGUUGAUGGUUCUGAUGAGCUCGAUUGCCCUACUCGUGCUCCUGUUACAUCGUCCGACAGUAUUGCUUUUGCUCAAAGUACAGAAUCGAGUGGUAAUGGAAACGAACCUGCCAAUAUACCUGGAGGAACAACUGAUAUAACUGAAGCUACUCUUCCACAAAUAACAGUACUCGAUCGUGAAUCUGCGCCGACAGGUUUGAUCUUGAUUCUUGAUUUACUUAAUGAACUAUAUGUUUUUUGUCUUUCUAUUUUAGCUGCUGUAGAUACAACUGCUAAUGAAGGUGUAAAUACAGCCGUUACCCAACAAUCAACUGCCGAAGAAGCACAAGCAGCAACAACGGUGGCUGCUGAUGUUACAAUAGCUCCUGCUGCCGAUGAUGCUACAACAGCUGCUGCUAAUGCCGAUGCUGAUGCUACAACGGCUGCCGCUGCGGACGCUGAGGCUACAACAGCUGCCGCCGCUGAUGCCGAUGCUACAACAGCUUCCGCUGAUGUUAUAACUGCUGCUGCUGCUGCCGCUGAUACCACAGAAGGUUCUGCUGCUGAUGAUGCUACAACCGCCGCUGCUGCCGCUGAUGCCGAUGCUACAACGGCUGCCGCUGCUGAUGCUAAUGCUGAUGCCACAACAGCUGCUGCUGAUGAGGCUGAAGCUUCAACAACUGCUGCUGCUGCUGGUGAGGCUGAUGCUACAACAGCUGCUGCUGAUGCUGAAGCUACAACAGGUGCUGGCGCUGAUGCUACAACAGGUGCAGCUACCGAUGAUGCUACUACUGAAGCAGCAGAAAAUGGCGCCACUGGCGAUGCUACUAAAGGUAGUGAAGCUGAAGAAGGAGCAACAACAACUGCUGACGCCCAUCUUGAAACAUCAACUGGUGCAGAUGACUUGACAUCCGCUAAACCAGGAAAUGGUCAUGUAACUGAAGAUGAAAGUAGUACAGCUGGUGUUACUGGAGACGCCACAAGUCCUCAUGAUGUAUCCGAUCAAGUAACAACUGUUGAAGCUACUACUACAGAUUCAGAUAUAGCAACAACUGCUAGUGAUGCAACUACAACAGAUGAUACUUCUGAUGCAACUCAAGAUUCAUCGACUGAUGCUUCAAAUGGAAGUAACGGAUUAGUAACAACAGUAACAGAAGAUACAACUGUUGCACCUGUUCAACCAGAACCUAGUGACCGAGUUGAACUUCGUGUUGUUAUUAGUCCAGAAAUUCUCCAAGUACAACGUGGUCAAACUUAUGAAAUGACUUGUACUGUUUAUGGUGCUGAUGCAAGCACAACCAUUUACUGGAUUCAAGAAGAACCAGAACGACGUUAUGCUCUUACUGAUCCAGCUCAAGCAACUGAUAAACAAGUAACAAUGUCGCAAGUAUCAUUAAAAGCACGUAUUACAAUUGAUGAUCCAAGUAAAAUCGGUAAAUAUACAUGUAUGGCACAAGAUACAGCUGGUAACAGUGGUGCAGCUAUUCUUACUAUGGAAGAAGGCCGUUAUUAUCCACCAGUAGUAUAUCCACCAGUAGUAUAUCCACCAGUAUAUCCACCAAUUACACCUGGAGGAGGUGGUCAAGGAUAUUUACGUAUUGUUGCACCUGAUAUGGCUGAAGGUGAUUAUAUAGAAAUUCAAUGUGAAGGUGCUGCACCAGAAGAUGAAGGACGUAUUCAAUGGUUUUUUAAUAACCGAGUAAGAAUUUCUUUUUUAAAUCAUAAAGAUUUGAAAUAA
Molecule: messenger RNA, 1752 nt
Organism: Rotaria sp. Silwood2
Lineage: Eukaryota; Metazoa; Rotifera; Eurotatoria; Philodinida; Philodinidae
Source: the annotation of a GenBank genome assembly